AACCCGUAGAAGGCUCCUCUUCAUUCAGCGAAUCACUCUCCAAUCUUCCUCCAAGCGAUCAGGCAGAAACUCAAGACUACUCAAGACUACUCAAGACUACCUCACAAUGGUUGCGCGAGCUGCUGCGAAGAAAGGCUCCGUGUGGCUGAGCGAUCCCUCCACGUACCCACUGCUCUGUGCUCUAGGAGCGGCAACGCUCUUGUGCGCCGCGACUGGUGUGCGCCACCUGACCACGAGCCCUGACGUCAAGUGGGACCGCGAAGUCCGCAAGCACCCGGAUAUGGCGCUUAAGGACCGCUCCGAGUGGCGCUCGCACCGCAAGUACAUCUCGAGUCUGCACUCGAACGCUGUCAACGCUUAUCACGACAAGUAGACGUCUGCUCUUCAUCCGCAGUCGCCAUCAUCCUCUCCGUUCAACCGUGUAUCAAACACUAAACAAACAAUAAUACCACGCCGUGUUGACUCUCUCA
This is a messenger RNA of Phytophthora nicotianae INRA-310, 470 nucleotides long. RefSeq lists its product as hypothetical. The record is from RefSeq and is a predicted model, not a curated record. NCBI's taxonomy places the organism in Eukaryota, Oomycota, Peronosporomycetes, Peronosporales, Peronosporaceae. The transcript has 2 exons. Bases 107 to 373 code for a protein of 88 amino acids.